AUGGAUUCGAAUAUCACUGUUUUAGGAGUAUUCGUAGCUGUUGUCUUUCUUGCGUAUAAUGAGGCACCUUUUGUGAAAAUGACAAAUGCUGUCUGUGAGUCAUACAACAAAUCGUGGGUCGCUGUUCAUUAUUGUCGACUGAAGGCCCAUUCUCGAAACAAGACCAGCUUGAAUAUUAAUGUUACACUUUCUGAGCCAGCCUUCAAAAUAUUCGUUCAUAUAAAGUUGAUGAAGAAAGCAAAUGGCUAUAAGCCGUUUCUAGUUGAUUAUAACGUCGAUGCCUGUGAAUUUAUGAGAAGGCGAAACCAACCCGUUGCCAAAAUAAUAUGGAACCUGAUCAAGGAUGUAUCCACAAUCAACCACACCUGUCCUUAUAUGGGUUUACAAAUGCUAAGUGAUUUCCACUCAAUCGAAGUUCCCGUUCCACUUCCGUCGGGAGAAUACUUACUUUUACUAGACUGGAUAUUUGAUAAGAAGCCGCAGUUCGCUACAAAUGUUUAUUUCACAUUUGUGGAAGAUUUUCUGAAUAGCCAUUCAAAGCACGGCAAGAAAAACUAA
Molecule: messenger RNA, 558 nt
Organism: Drosophila takahashii
Lineage: Eukaryota; Metazoa; Arthropoda; Insecta; Diptera; Drosophilidae
Source: RefSeq, a predicted model, not a curated record